AUGUACCUUUCAACAGUAACUCGUCCAGACAUCACUUUUGCAGUCAAUAAAGCUGCUCGAGCUAUGGAGAAACCAACCACUGAAGACUGGAAUAGAGUAAAGCGCAUUUUCCGGUAUUUGAAAGGGACCUUAAAUUUUGGAAUUGUAUAUAAUAAAAAAGAAGAGUUAAAGAUUUACGCUGAUGCAGAUUUCGCAGGUGAUAACCGGACAAGGCGCUCAACAACUGGAAUUCUUGCAAAGUACUCAGGUGGUGCAGUGUCAUGGACAAGUCAGUUGCAGAAAGUAGUGGCCACAUCCACAACCGAGGCGGAAAUAAUUGCAGCUAGUGAAGGAGCAAAAGAGUUAGUUUGGUUACGUCGUCUGCUAUCAGAAUUAGUGGAAAUGUCGGGGCAGCCUCCAGUUCUUUACAUUGACAAUGCUAGUGCAUUGAAGUUGGCAAAAAAUCCAGAAUAUCAUUGA
Molecule: messenger RNA, 459 nt
Organism: Schistocerca piceifrons (Central American locust)
Lineage: Eukaryota; Metazoa; Arthropoda; Insecta; Orthoptera; Acrididae
Product: secreted RxLR effector protein 161-like
Exons: 1
Coding region: 1-459 (152 amino acids)
Source: RefSeq, a predicted model, not a curated record